Molecule: messenger RNA, 2348 nt
Organism: Dioscorea cayenensis subsp. rotundata (Guinea yam)
Lineage: Eukaryota; Viridiplantae; Streptophyta; Magnoliopsida; Dioscoreales; Dioscoreaceae
Product: MLO-like protein 14
Exons: 16
Coding region: 485-2179 (564 amino acids)
Biological process (GO): defense response
Cellular component (GO): membrane
Source: RefSeq, a predicted model, not a curated record
UUUUGGCAGUAAUUUGUUUGAGUUGUAGUGGGCAUUGAACUUUUCCCCCGCCAAUAACUGAAUCAGCUUUCCAAGAUCCCUCCUUUAUUAAUUCUUGUUGUAGUACAACUGGAGUGGUUGCUUGCAUUGAGUUGGAGCUUGACUUGGUGUGGAGAUUCUAGAAUGUACUGUUUCUCAGGAUGUUUUGGUUUCUUAGCAGAUCUUUGGCUAUGAUUUUGGUUUUCUUUGAGUGUGCAAGAUCUAUUGGAGUUCUUUUCACUGGCCACUGAAGAAGAAGAAGAAGAAGAAGAAGAAGAAGAAGAAGAAGAAGAAAGUUGUGUUAUUUUUUGGGGGGUUGUAUUUGGAUUUGGGGUUCUUGGUUUUCAGUGGAGAAGUUUGAAGUUUGGAAUUUGGGGUGGUUGUUGUUGUUGUUGCUGCUGCUGUUGUGGUUUUAUGGUUUUUAUGGUGGAGAAGAGGUUCAAGGCUUUAGAGGUGGAAGAUAAUAAUGUCUGGAAAACCAGAAGAAAUGAGGUCACUGGCACUGACCCCUACUUGGUCUGUGGCCACAGUCCUCACCAUCUUCGUCUUUGUCUCUUUGCUCGUCGAGAGAUCAAUUCAUCGUCUCAGCUCUUGGUUGAAGAAGACACAUAGGAAUCCACUCUUUGAAGCAGUGGAGAAAAUGAAAGAAGAAUUAAUGUUGCUAGGCUUUAUAUCACUGCUUCUGACUGCCACCUCAAGAACUAUAUCCAGUAUCUGCAUCGAUUCGAAGUUUUAUAAUAGUAAUUUUUCCCCAUGCACUCGAUCGGAGGUCGAUGAUUCUGUAGAAUCUGAUAGUGGCUCACCUCCGGAGCGCAAGCAACUCAUGGAGUAUUUGUUUCGGCAUUCGAUGAAGAGGUUAUUGAGUGAAUCAACUCAUGGAACUUGCACUGAGGGCUAUGAACCAUUUGUUUCAUAUGAGGGUUUGGAACAGCUUCACCGUUUUAUAUUUGUUAUGGCAAUAACCCAUGUAUCAUACAGUUGCCUUACUAUGUUGCUGGCUAUCGUAAAGAUCCAUACUUGGAGAUCAUGGGAAGAUGAGGCUCAAAAGGAUCAAUUUGAUGCUUAUUGUGAUAUUACCACCAGAGCAUUGACAAUGAGACGGCAAUCAACAUUCGUGAAGUUUCACGCCCCGCAUUCUUGGAGUCGGAAUGGUAUUGUUGUUUGGGUGAUAUGUUUUUUCCGUCAGUUUGGACGGUCAGUUGCUCGAGCAGACUACCUUACUCUUCGAAGAGGCUUUAUAAUGAAUCACAAUUUAACUUCGAGAUAUGAUUUCCAUAGCUAUAUGAUACGUUCUAUGGAAGAAGAGUUCAAGAAGAUUGUGGGUGUUAGCGCACCAUUGUGGGGUUUCGUCAUUGGCUUCAUGUUGUUCAACAUAAAUGGAUCUAAUCUCUAUUUCUGGAUAGCGAUAAUUCCUAUUACUCUUGUUCUACUGGUCGGUGCAAAACUGCAGCAUGUAAUUGCCACUCUUGCUCUGGAAAGUGCAGGCAUUAGCGGACUUCUGAAUGGAGGAAGAUUAAAGCCACGAGACGACCUCUUCUGGUUCAAGAAACCCGAACUCUUACUGAAUUUAAUCCACUUCAUUCUUUUUCAGAACUCAUUCGAGCUGGCCUCAUUCUUCUGGUUUUGGUGGCAAUUUGGAUACGACUCUUGCUAUAUCAGAAACCAUUUACUCGUAUAUAUUCGGCUUAUUUUGGGGUUUGCAGGACAGUUCCUUUGUAGCUACAGCACAUUGCCUCUCUAUGCGUUAGUAACUCAGAUGGGAUCAAACUACAAAGCAGCAUUGAUUCCGCAAAGGAUUAGAGAGACAAUACAUGGAUGGGGAAAGGCCGCGAAGAAGAGAAGGAGACACCGUCGAUCAGUAGAUGAAUCAACGAUACGAACCGAAACAAGCACAGUUUGCUCAAUUGAAGAGGAUGAGCAAUUGCUUGAUGAUCACUAUAAUCAUUCAUUCAUACAAAUUGAACUACAGCCAAAUGCAAGCAUUGGCUCUGCUGACAAUGAUCAGCAUUCACCUGCUGCUGAUGAGAGUACAAUCUAUAGUACUAAUUCGAACACGCCACUUCUGCAUUGCUCGUUCUCGGUCCCAACUUCGCCGUCUUUAUCGGAUUCCCGGGGAAAUGGCAUUUCAAGAUCAGCUUCAAUGCCGGUUUGGAGAUCAUGAACAUGAAAAUUAUACUGCAUGGAAUAGGUUGCUAAUUAGUUUUUAGUUUUGCAAUGCAUGUUAUGUGAUGAUGUUUUUUUUCCUCUUUGUAUUUGGCCAAAUUAAUCGAAUAUAUGUGAAUAUGUGGAAUGAUUAGAGCUUGAAUGAUGUGUUAGUUUCUUUUUUUUUC